GUAUGGGGCGUGUGGGCGUAGUUCGGUAUCGCUUCUCGGCCUUUUGGCUAAGAUCAAGUGUAGUAUCUGUUCUUAUCAGUUUAAUAUCUGAUACGUCCUCUAUCCGAGGACAAUAUAUUAAAUGGAUUUUUGGAAGUAGGAGUUGGAAUAGGAGCUUGCUCCGUCCACUCCACGCAUCGACCUGGUAUUGCAGUACCUCCAGGAACGGUGCACCCCCUCUGGGGAGUAAAGUUGGUUUUAAAGUCAGAGCAUGGUGAUUGUAGGGCAGUCCAGCUUUUUAAAUAUGUCUGUGUUUUCUUCUUCUUAACUUUCGUUAGUUUGUAUCCUGAUUGGGUUGUGUACACGAUAACUGAGUUCUCGUUUGCGCCAGAGCUGGAGAGAUGGCUUAGUGGUUAAGAGUACCGACUGCUUUUCCAAAGGCCCUGUGUUCAGGUCCCAGCAACCACAUAAAUAAAUAAAUCUUAGGAAAAAAAAAAAGAAAAAAGAGUGUAGCACUGGAGCUAAUGUGGGGUGGAAACAUUUUAAAUAUGUGCUUUGUGGGAAGUUUUAAGGAAAUCGUUAAGCUCCGCCCUUUACUUGUGAGGGUUUAAAUUUCGCGGUAGUAGCUUGCGCAGGCGCACUGGCUUUACCAUGGCGGAGUUGAUCUCUUUCGUAGUUCCCACCCAGAGCGACAAAGUUUUGUUGGUGUGGGAUCUGAGCACUGGGCCCCCAGCCGAAGCCUUAAGUCAUUCUCUGUUCACAGUGUUCUCUCAGUUUGGCCUUCUGUAUUCAGUCCGAGUCUUCCCGAACGCUGCAGUGGCUCGUCCUGGUUUCUACGCCAUCAUCAAGUUUUACUCCUCGCGGGACGCACAGAGAGCCCAGAAGGCUUGCGAUGGGAAACCCCUUUUUCAGACAUCACCAGUGAAGGUUCGUCUUGGAACCAGACACAAGGCACUGCAGCAUCAGGCCUUUGCUCUAAACAGCUCACGAUGCCAGGAACUGGCCAAUUACUACUUUGGCUUCAGUGGAUGGUCGAAAAGGAUCAUCAAGCUGCAGGAGCUCUCCGGACUGGAGGAUGCAGCUCUCGCUGUGCCCAUGCAGAAGGGGAGCCCCCAGUUCCUCUGCGCUGUAGAGGUGGUGCUGCCCCCCUACGGAUGCAGGAGCCCUGGGGUUGGCAUCUCUGAGGAGCCUCUGCGCCAGCUGGAGGAAGCACUGGUGUGGCCGGCAAGGGGCAGAGCCAGCUAGCUCUGCUUUCCUGCCCUUGGUGCUGGCUCAUCCUCACCCAUGCCAUUAGGCUCAGCUAUACUGUGCUGCCCGCUCUCCUGAUUGCUGCAGCAGGUAGGGCUGGGUCGACUCUUCCACCAUCAUGACCCCAGGGCCAGCUCUCCCUCUUGCAUUAGGUAGCAAGGGGUGAGGGUGGGAGAGGGCAUCUCUUCCUUACCCACACAGCUACAUAACAGACAGGUUGGGGGGCCAGCUCUCUCAUGCUCACAUCCUUGGGGCAGCUCCCCCACACCCCAUCACCAGGGUCAGCUCUACCAUGCUGCCCAGGUGAGAUGCAGGGUCUUAUAGUUACUUAUUUUUUAUUUUGUGUGUAUGAUAUACUUGUGUGUAGUAUUUGUGAGUGUGUGUGUGCACAUAGUACAUGGGCCUGUGUGUGUUAGCCCAGAAGCCAGAAGAAGGGAUUGGGUGUCUUCCUCUAUUUCUGUUUAUUCUUUUGAGGCAGGGUCUCUCCCUGAACCUGGAGCUUGCCUCAUUUUGGCCAGCUAGAAGAUAACAGUCCCACUGUCUGAGCCGGACUCACUGCUGGGGCUGUGGACAUGCACACAGUAAUGCCCAAGCUGUUACCCAAACAGCCUGGUCUACAAAGUGAGUUCCAGGACAGCCAGGGCUAUAACAGAGAAA
Mus musculus (house mouse) is the source of this 1884-nucleotide messenger RNA. RefSeq names its product RAD52 motif 1 (gene Rdm1). Gene Ontology annotation, molecular function: RNA binding; nucleic acid binding. Gene Ontology annotation, cellular component: cytoplasm; PML body; nucleolus. NCBI's taxonomy places the organism in Eukaryota, Metazoa, Chordata, Mammalia, Rodentia, Muridae. The transcript has 5 exons. The coding region runs from base 631 to 1224 and encodes 197 amino acids. The record is from RefSeq and is a predicted model, not a curated record.